Messenger RNA from Dermacentor silvarum, 7216 nucleotides. It is a transcript of the gene nero, whose product is annotated as deoxyhypusine hydroxylase. Gene Ontology annotation, molecular function: deoxyhypusine monooxygenase activity. Bases 148 to 1086 code for a protein of 312 amino acids. The record is from RefSeq and is a predicted model, not a curated record. The transcript has a single exon. Gene Ontology annotation, biological process: peptidyl-hypusine biosynthetic process. NCBI's taxonomy places the organism in Eukaryota, Metazoa, Arthropoda, Arachnida, Ixodida, Ixodidae.
CUUGCUUUAUGACUUGGUAAAGAACGUGGCCAGCACAUCCAAUCCGAUCCAGUCCAGUCCAUUUGUGACGCCAUCUUAUUCUGGUGCGGUGUUUUACGUGCGUCUGCCGCCUCCGUUCACCGACGUCGUUUGACAGCCGAGGCAGACAUGAAGCACGUGGAAGAAGCGGCCGUUCGCGCGGUUGGAAAGGUUCUCAAUGACCGGAGCCGACCGCUGAAGGAACGCUUUCGAGCGCUAUUCACGCUGCGCAACUUGGGCGGCCAGUGUGCGAUCGAGAGCAUCGCCAGCUGCUUCACGGACCCGUCGGCGCUGCUGAAGCACGAGUGCGCCUACUGCUUGGGCCAGAUGCGCGAUCCCCGCGCCAUCCCGACGCUCGAGAAGCUGCUGAGAGACGAGAAAGAGGAGGUGAUCGUGAGGCACGAAGCCGCCGAGGCGCUCGGGGCCAUCGCCGAGCCUCGAAGCGUGGAUAUUCUGCGCGAAUUCGCCGCCGACCAGACGGCCGUCGUGGCUGAAACGUGUCAGCUUGCGCUGGCACGCAUGUCCUGGCUGGCUAGCGCCGAGAGCAAGCUCGAUGCUUUUGCCGACAGUCCGUACAGUUCCGUGGAUCCCGCGCCGCCGCUGCUGCCGGACGACGGGGGAGGCGUCGAGGAUCAGGCGCAACGUCUGAUGGAUAAGUCGGCGCCGCUGUUCGAGCGCUACCGCGCCAUGUUUUCCCUGCGGAACGAAGGCAGCGAGCCGGCGAUACGGGCGCUGGCCGAAGGGCUUCGCUGUCCGAGCAGCGCUCUGUUCCGCCACGAGGUCGCGUACGUUUUGGGCCAGGCGAGGCACGAGGCCGCCGUCGAGCGGCUUGCCGAGGUCCUGGCCGACGAACAGGAGUGCGGCAUGGUGCGUCACGAAUGCGCCGAGGCGCUCGGCUCGAUCGCCACGGGAGAUUGCUUCGAGAUGUUGCGCCGCUUCGAGGCCGACGAGGAGCCGCUGGUGAGGGAGAGCUGCGCCGUGGCGCUGGACAUGUGCGAGUACGAGAACAGCUGCGAGCUGCAGUACGCCGACACUCUGCUCAAGGUGCAACCAGAGGCUCUCAUCUGAACUCUUUCCCCCCCCUUUCGUGUUUGUUGCGUCGCGAUGUUCCCCGAACCUCCACCGGCCGUUUCGUGUGAUUUGAUUACCCCCUUGCUUUGAAUUUACGGCACGCGAUGGUACCGAAGUUCGCACAGUACGCAGUCAUCGAUGGCAUUGCAUUUAAUGCUUGUUUUGUCUUCACAUUUGAUCAUCUUUCACACAAAUGCGCAGUGUUAUGCUCGCUCUGAAAUUGCCUUGUGCGUCAAGUUGUUGCUUAAACCCAAGUAAAUCUGAGUAGUAAUGUUUGCCGAUAAUGUUGCAUCAAAGGCAUGUGUUGGGAUUGAGGUGUGCAUAAGCUGCUGAAAUUGAAAGUAGUGCCUGGUUUCAGCUUUUGAUGAGACUCGUUACCACCAGUUCAUACGAGAGUGUGUUCGUGUGUAUCUCCGAAGGGUCAGGCGCACAUGAGAAUGUCAGACCUUUGAUAGUCGACAGGCAUGGCUUGCACUACACGUCCAACUUAAACAUGCCGCGCACAUAAAGGGCCCCUGUGAUGCUAAUAGAUUGUGUAGCUUUUAUUAGCUGUUUGCCUAAAAUGUGCCCUCACAAAGCCUCAAUUGCCAUGAAGGCAUUGGAGUAGUUAAUAUAUUAAUUUUCUCUCACUAUGUUUGUUCCUUGCACACUGCAGCAUCGAUUUCUUUCAGUGGUUGUGAUGCAUUAUGCUCCUUACUUUGGUUAGUUGGGCAUGCAUUCUGCACAUGUUUUUCACAUACAUAAUGCAUGUGUGACAAACAGUUGCAAAAAUGCAGUGCAUUAUAAUAUAUGCAACCAUUUCACCUAGAAAGCAACCAAAAAAUUAGAUUUUAAGAUAUCCAUAGGAUCAUGUUGUGACAUGGGGGGCUAUUACAGGGGGCAUUGCUUACCAUUUUUAGUCAAAGCAGAUUUGGUUAGUGCCCCUUUCAUGUUUCACUCCAACCCCCUUUUUGUUUUUCACCAAUUUUAGAGCUAAAGGUGGCGUAACCCAUCCUAACUUAUUUUGGCAGCUGCUCACACUUUUUUCUCACAAAAGAGCUGAGAUCAGCGAGCCUUGCUCAGCUGAGCCAAGAAAUGACACCAUUGGAAAGAACAAGCACCCAUUGUGGCAAUUAAGCCACCUUGAUAUUGUAAGUUCCUGGUACACAUUUAGGAAAGCGCUGUUCUUAUUGGUAGCAACCUGUGUAGCAACCUCUGGCAGCAACCUCUGGGCAAGUGAAAUGUGGAGAAAGGUGCUUCGUUUCUAUCUGGUUCUGUUUUUAAGGUAGAGUAACUUUCUAUUACGCAGCAGAGUUAUGCUGCGUACUCGGGGGGGGGGGGGGGGGGGCUCUACAAAGCAUUCCCUGUAACGUUAUGCUUUACUGUCAGAGUAAUGUCGCAGGGCUCCCUUCACAUUGCUGUUGUUUGCACCAUGAGGAAGUAGUGACUGGAAAUAUGUCACAUUGAUGAGCUAGCCCUUGUAAAAUGUGCGAGUUUGUUUGGCUCACAAACUUGUCUUCGUUAUAAGUGGCAUUCGACAGUUGUCAUUGUUAUUCAUUUACAUUCUCGCUGGCACAUCACAGGUGGCUUCAUUUUGCACUAAAUGUGACGGGCUAGGCUACGUGAAUUUGAGGCUGUGGAGGGGAGGAGUGAUUUAUUAAUAUUUUUAAAAUUUAUGAUACCUUAGAGGCCCUGUGUAGGAGGCUUCAGUAAAGGGUUUGACAGUAAUAUAAAGGUAAUUCUUUUUUUUUUAUUCAAUACUACAGACCAGCACAGGUCCAAGCAGGAGAGGGAAACAUGGUAAAAGAUCGAAAUACAUACAAUAUAAACAGUACAAUAGCACCAGAAGCCACCACACAUGUGUAACAGUACAAGAAUUGUUUUUUUUUUUUUUUUUUUGAAAUCCAGAAUCGCUAAUACACAGCAUCAAUACAAUUUUAACGCCUUACACUUAACACACCAGUUGACAGAAUCGCAGAAUUUUAGAAAAGUGUAUUCCACUACGAGAUCGACCUUAAUGCAAGAAUACAACUCAUAAACACAAAAUUAUACACGACUGGUAGGUGUAGCAAAAACAGACAAAAACAAGAAUUUUUAGUGUAAUCUUGCACUGCAAUGCUUGUUUGGUAGAAGACAGUUGGUGCAUUGCCUGUCAGAUAUUUUUUGCAAUGACAUUGAUGCCACUGCUACACAGGUAUUCGACCUCCCAAACCUUUGGAUGAUUUUUAUGGAAACACAGGAAUACCAAAGUAUAUUGUGCACAGACAGCUUUGAUAAGCACUGUGAAAUUUUCUGAAAUCAGCAUAAUGAAUACUAGCAAUCAUAAAGCUAACUUAUGGCUGUUAAGUGCAGCAUAGGCAUCCUGUUUGUUAUCUUCAGCUUGCAUUGCCUUGCUUAAUAUGUUUGCAGAUGCCCACUCGAAGUCUGUUGUGUAUGUUCACAUUAUUUCUAUGCCUCUAUAAUAAUGACUAUUUGAUUAAUUAAACAGCAUUUUCACACACUGGACAGCGUUCACAUGUUGCUUUUUGCUGCUUCGCUGUGGCAGUGAAGGGCUGCAGCGUCAUGUCAUGCCCAAGCGUCGCUAGAGACAAACACGACUUGCCGGCAAGUUUUCACUUAAUAUAGUUACCGGUUAUGCUGAUGUGGUCGGUCUCCCGUUUGCCAUGUUUCCUGUAAUUGCUGUGGAAGCGGUUCUGAUACUCGGAGGGCAGCCGAGAUCUAGUCUUGGAAUACGCAGUGGGUUCACAUUGUACCAAAUGUUGAUCUGUGUAAGUUAAGGCUAAUAGGUAAUGCAUGAUGUAAACCUGGAGCACUGAACAAAACAAGCAGUAUGUGCGUGACAUGAAUACAUCUAAUUCCUCUGACACGGCUAUCGAGUGCUGUAAGUUUUCACCUUAGAACUGUGUCAAUACGUUUAGCAGUGCAAGAUUGUAUUGGGAAGCAUCCUGGUUCAUGAAAGGCUUUCAUCCAGUUGUUGAAAUAAUUGUUCCGGCUUGUGGAAUAUUGAAUUGGUGACUGCUGAAGGGCCUAAACUGCCUUAGUCAGGUGGUGAACUCUGUUUUGAUUCCCCAUGCCAUGACCUUUCCCUCUCCGGUUUGAAAUCUUCAAGGUUUGGUGCAGAGUCGGCACAUGGUAACACAUUCCUUUGAUCUGUAGAUUCCUGCACAACUUUUUUGACGAAGUAUUCUAAACACACAUUGUAAAUUGGUCUUGUUCAGCAAACUUCAUUUUUUAAAUUUUGCAUGACAUAGUGUACUGUGGGACACCUCGUUGGAACAGUGAGUGUUGACGAAUCGACAUCUGUUAAACUAGAUUCACUUAGAAUAUGAGCCCCAUAAUUGUUGAACACCGGUAAAAAAGACUAACCUACACAUGGUUUUUACCUGAUGCCAGCUCCAUAAGUUGCCCCUGUAAUCUGCAGCUAGCUUGCAAAGGGUACUGGUGUGUUUUAAGUGCCAACCACAGUGCUAACACUGCAAUGUUGUAAUGCUUCCUGGAUCUGGAAAGAGCAUUGCUUUAAUGCCCAAGUGAAAAGAUGUAAUUCUCCCCAUCACGCCAUCAUGCGCAGUAAACCGAAUAUGUUUAUGUACAUGGAAUGAGCUGUUGGUCAGUCUAAGAAAUGCUACUUUGGCUAAAUGAAUGCUGCAGAAAUUGUAGGCGUGCUCUAAGUGUGCUUCAAUAUGAGUCAUAAUUUGUGAUCAUAUCACCUCCUCGACACUCAGUACACUUCCUGCAUCUUUUUUUUUUUUUGGUCACGUUUCUGGAUGUGAGCUGGUGUUGUGUUGCACAAAAAUGACGCAACUUCAGUAGUUAAUGCCACAUGUGGCAGCAGAUGGAGGGGCACCCGCAUGAAGAUACGUGCCAGCUUCUUCACCGUGGAGUUGAUCUUUGUUAUUGAACAAGCAGGAAAACUGAACUCUGAAACCGUUGUUCUUUCACUCUGUAAACAUGCCGAGGUCAACAAGCAGCCUUAAGAGUACACCUGAAUACAUCGCAUAUGGAAUGUUCGUUGAAAGCAUCGUUGUGCGUGGGUAUUGUGGGGUCGUACACUGUAGCCUGUGUUGUAGGUAGCUGUGCAGUUGUGUUUUCAUCAUGGUCAGAUCACAUUUUUUCAGAUAUAUAGAACAGCCUGCCUUACCUUAAUCUGUGGCUGUUCUGACAAUCUCAACUUUCUCUGUUGCUAACACUCUGCUGUACAAAGGCUAUAAGCAGGGCUGGUUGGCUUUACAUUAAACAUGGCCUACAGGGCAGACGAUAAGACAAAAGAUUGAGUAUAAACAUAUGUUGUGUUUGCGUGCCAUUUGUCCUGUUGUCUGCAUUGUUCACCAUGUUGCACCUUCAUGUUUUUUGAAACGCAUUGCUCCGAGGGACAACACAACAAAAAUGAUGAGCAAUUUGGAGCAGAUAAAGAAAAGGGUGUUGAACCUCUCUUUGGCUCAUCAACUGCGGAACCUUCUUGGGUUUCUUGUUCUCUGACGGUCAUCAUGAAUCUUGAGAGUGCACUUUUGAAUCUGAUGUGAAUGGUGCCUGUGCCAAACUUGAGAAAGUUGUACUUCUAAGAAAAAGCUCUUUUAUUGGCCACUACUUUACAAAAGUGUCAAAUGUGUGAUGGCAGCAUUGAGACGCAUUUACCUUGUGCCAGAGCAUUUGUGUUGUAUCUGUACUGCGUGAGUUCUGUAUAACACAAUUAUCUGUUAUGCCUUGGACUGGAGCUAUUGGUAAUGGCUUUGUUACAGCACAUUAGCUACUAGAAAAAAGAAAGCUGCUAUUGACCAGAACUAGAAUGAAUAUGUCUGUAGUUGGGUGGAUGACACCUUUCCCUUUCAGUAACUAUAAUGAAGCAGUCAUGUCACCUUGGCUGUACAGCUGUUUAAAAAAAAAAAGCAAGGUGGUGGAGGGGGGUGGGGGAGAGUGUGAUCAGUAGAGUGCUAUUGCUUUUUGCAUUAUUUUAUCUGUCAUCCCUUUUAUAGUUGAAUUUGUUUCCCUGCUGCUGUUGCACCUUUUGCCAGGCAUUUUUCACUCUUUUCAAGCUUAGGGUAAUGUGGCACGUGCUAUGGUAGAAGUAGCCUGCUUUUAAUUAGCUGACGUGUGAAUGCAUCAUAAGACUUCACAGGCUUAAAAUUUCAGUUAAUAUACACAUAUUUGCUGCCUAUUCUAUCUGCUUAGCAUGUCAUGUGCUCAUAACAUAAUAGCGAUGUAACUUUCACCACACAGGAAUAAAUUUCAGGCCACCUCAUGGGAGUCAUUGCUCAUGACUAGGAAAAGGAAAAAUGCCCAUCUUCGAUUCUUUCAUUUUGUAUGAAUUUUUUUUAUGUCUGUAUGAAUUUCACCAGAACAAUGUUGUAACAUACUACCAGAGGCGAGUAGCCAGGAAGUGGCACACCUGGCACAUGCCCCCCCCCCCCCCCCAUCAAAAUUUGUUAGUUUGUGGCCUGCCCAGCCCCCCUUCCUCCCUGUCCCCGAUCAAGUGCGUGCUUACCCCUAAAGAAUUUCUCGCUAUGCCACUGCAUACCACACACUGUUCACUGAGGACAGCUCCUGGCAACAGUUGUAUUUUGAAAGCCGGUUAAAUUUGCCCAACUGCUGGAGGUCUAUGAUCUAGCCUGGCUACCUUGCUGAGGAUUAUUGGCACCAGUCUUUUAACAAUUUACUUUUUGAAUUUGCAAGACAUGAAAUUGUCACUGUCCUUUAUAGCCAUUGCAUAGCAGAAUGGGUUUUUAGCUUCUAAACAAAAUAUUGGCAGAGUAAAAGUAGUUAAGUUUCUCAUUGAGCUCUGGACAAAAACAACUAAAAGGUCAAAAGUUAAAUGAGAGGUGAUGGCCACCUUUGAAUCAGCUCAUUCACUACAUUCUGCACUGCACCCUGUUUGGGGCAGCGUAAGAAAAGAAAACAAAAAAUGUGAGUCUGCAACUAAAUUGAACACUUCCAGAUGACAUGAAGUAAUGAUCCAAGUCUUUCUGGUGGCAUUGGCUUGUGUUAUUGCAACCUCCAGCAGCUGUGCUGUAACUCAGGUUUAAUGUUAAGAGUUAUAAAAGUGUUGUCUGAAUGAAUGUUUGAAUAUUUAUUGCAUAGAAGGGUACUAUAUCUGCCAAAUCAUUUAUAGCAACUGUAAAGAGCAAUUGUCCCAAUAAACAACACUCAAUAUCAA